Molecule: messenger RNA, 2053 nt
Organism: Manihot esculenta (cassava)
Lineage: Eukaryota; Viridiplantae; Streptophyta; Magnoliopsida; Malpighiales; Euphorbiaceae
Product: putative BPI/LBP family protein At1g04970
Exons: 6
Coding region: 436-1887 (483 amino acids)
Molecular function (GO): lipid binding
Source: RefSeq, a predicted model, not a curated record
CUCGGUGUUCGGUUGUUUUUUUUUUUUUAUUCGCUUUCACGCUUCCGUUGCUGACAAAACAAGAACCACGCGCCUUUCAAACAUGACACGCACACUCUCUCUUUAUCUUUAACUGAUGAUGUUUGUAACGCGAGUUAGACACGCGCGGUUGUCGUCGUCAGCUCAAUUCUCCUGAAAGUCCAUUGGCUCAAGCAAAUCAAAACAACGAACAAAGUGCAAAAGCUCUAAAGCCUCUUCGUGCACAUAAGACCUUCACCUCAUCCAGUUCCUUUCUUAGACAAAUAAAAAUAAAAAUUCCAGUUCCUUUCACCAUAGAAAAGUUGGAAAAAGAAUAAAAAGAGAAUCUUUCUUUAAGCUGCUUCUCUCUGUGGAUUUUUAUGGUCUGAUCUCUCCCUAAUUUAGCCAUAUUUCUUACAUGAGUUGUUUCUUGAAUCCAUGGCGCGCCCUAUUUUCUUCUUAGUUUUGUCUCUUUUGUUGAUUCCUUCAACUACCCCUUUUCAAUCCAAUGAACAAGGAUAUAUUUCUGUGCUCUUGUCUGAUAAAGGUAUUGAUUUUGCUAAGGAUAUGCUCAUAAAAAAGGCAGUAUCCUCCAUGAUUCCACUUCAUCUGCCUGACAUAGACAAGUCUGUCAAAAUCCCACUUCUCGGCAAAGUCCAUGUGGUUCUUUCAAACAUCACCAUUAAUAGUGUCCGUAUUGCCUCUUCUUCUGUUGAAACUGGAGAGAUGGGUAUUGUCCUAUUUGCUUCAGGUGCUACAGCGGAUUUGACAAUGAAUUGGAGGUACUCUUAUAAGAAUUGGAUCGUUGUGAUUUCAGAUAAGGGAGAUGCCUCAGUUCAGGUUAAAGAUAUGCAAAUUGGAGUUUCUGUUACUUUGAAAGAACAAGAUGGAACUCUCAGUACGUCUCUCUUGGACUGCGGAUGUUAUGUGAAAGAUAUCUCUAUUAAGUUGGAUGGAGGAGCAUCUUGGCUUUAUCAAGUGGUGGUUGAUGCUUUUGAAGCUCCAAUAGGGUCUGCAGUAGAAAAUGCUAUUUCAAAGAAAAUAAAAGAAGGGAUACUAAAACUUGAUAGCCGAUUGCAAUCACUUCCAAAACAAGUCUCAGUGGAUCAUACAUCUGCUAUGAAUGUUACUUUUGUGGACGACCCUGUGUUGAGAAAUUCUUCAGUUGAAAUUGAUAUUGAUGGUUUAUUCAUGUCGAAGGACAACAUUUUGAUUUCCGGCUAUUACCGUAAAGGAUUGCAUCCUUCUGAUUCCUCAAACUGUGCAGCUAAGAUGGUUGGAAUCUCAUUAUGUGAAAAUGUGUUUAAUACUGCUGCAGUAGUAUACUUCAACGCAGGUUAUAUGCAUUGGAUAGUGGAUAGAUUUCCAAAUCAGUCCCUCUUAAACACUGCAACAUGGAGAUUUAUUUAUCCUCAACUAUACCAGAAGUAUCCGAACGAUCAAAUGAAGCUGAAUAUAUCACUAACUUCUCCACCUCUGAUAAGAGUUGCAGAAACCAACCUUGAUGCGACCAUUUAUCUAGAUGUGACUGUUGACGUUGUGGAUGCUGAUGAAGUUGUUCCGGUUGCAUGUGUCUCAUUGGUAAUAAAUGCUUCGUGUUCUCCACAAAUUUUAAUGAAUAAGCUGGCUGGUAUCCUCAAGUUGAAAAGCUUUACUGUGUCUUAUAAGUGGAGCAAUAUCGGGGACCUGCAUAUGCAUCUGCUUCGGCCGGUAGCUUUCGCAAUUCUGGAAACCAUCUUCCUUCCAUAUGUGAACUUCCGGCUAUUAAAGGGGUUACCUUUGCCAUUUCUUCAUGGAUUUACACUCAAGAAUGCUGCAAUCCAUUACACAAAUUCAAGGAUGAUGAUAUGCAGCAACCUUGUCCUCACACAACAGUACUACAUCAAUUAGCAGUCAACUAGAUGCUUCAGAUAUACAUGUAAAAAAACUUCAUGUGCUCAAAUGUUGUAUUAGCUGUAAGCAGUAAAGCUAUUCAAAUCUGUAAAUAUGGUAAUCAGUUGAAUGUUGUUGAAUUGAAAGGCUAAUGCCUAAAUUGUUUACUAUGAUUAAGAAAAUC